AGAGAGAGAGAGUAGGUUCUGUGUGUAUUCUCGCAGAUUCAUCAGAUCCCAACCAUAAAGCAAAAGCGAAAGCAAGAAAAAUAAAAUAAAAAAGAAAAAAGAAAACAACAAAUAGCGUACCCGCUGGUCUGGUGGCUGUGCUUCUCUUUCUCUGUCUCUGUGUUGUUCUUAUCUUCUUCUUCGUUUUUUUUUUUUUUUGAAGUUUUUACAAAAUAAUUCAACUCUCAGUCUCUGCUCAUAUGAAUGAGCUUCAUUGACGUAAUCGGCAUGGGAUAAACGCUGUAUUUGAUGCUGCGUUUAUCUUCCAGGUCUGUCUAUACUUCGGUUUGUAACUUUUUGUUUUUGCUUUUGUUGUUGUUCUAGUUUGGCGGUGGUGCCUUCUUCUAGGGUUUUCUUUACUUCAGUUUUACGGCAUAAUGCGUUGAGGUGCUUAUUUCCUUGUCUUCUGGUUAUCUUCACUUUCUACUGGUUUACUCUCUAUUUUAUCUUGAUGGCUGCGGUUUCGGUGAAAAUCAAGGAAAUCGAACGAAGAUUUGCGUGUGUACGUGUCUCUUUGUGAAGUCUGUGUUUACAGGAAGAUGCGUCGUCACCUUCUUUUUGGUGGAUGAGAAAGUUUUGGAAGUAAAAGAGACUUUGGUGGCUAGUUUUUUUUCUGUUUGGUUUAUCAGGAAGAAGAGAAAUGAGAGACCCGCCUCGUCCGAGUUAGACAAUUGUAUUCGGUAAAAAGCAGAGUGUUCGGUCGAGGAAUAGUGGAAAUCUACGGGUUUAUUGUUCUUUUUCUUUACAUUUUCCUGCGUUUUCUCGUAGCCAAAGAGGAUAAUAGCUUAAGAUAUUCGCUCUUGUAUAUUCCCUGAAUUUGGAUCUAGUAGUUUUUCCUCACGAGUAUGGCGCUCAUGAUUCUUACCUUUGGUUUUGUGCAUGUUUGUAUUUCUACAGGGUUCGUGUUCUCAGAUCUAAGGCCGUGAAGAAGAUUGCUGUGUAAUUCAUCCGUUUGUCUAUACUCCUGAUUUGAGUCUCUGCAACUUGGACCCGAAGAUGCAGAGGCCUCCCCCAGAAGACUUUUCCCUUAAGGAGACCAAGCCCCAUCUUGGAGGCGGGAAGAUCUCCGGGGACAAGCUCACAAGUACCUAUGACCUUGUUGAGCAGAUGCAAUAUCUUUAUGUUCGUGUUGUCAAGGCCAAGGAUUUACCUGGAAAAGACGUUACAGGUAGUUGUGAUCCGUACGUUGAAAUUAAACUUGGAAACUAUAAGGGUACCACCAGAUAUUUUGAGAAGAAGUCAAAUCCUGAGUGGAAUCAAGUGUUUGCAUUUUCAAAAGAUAGAAUCCAGGCUUCAUUCCUUGAAGUUAGUGUGAAGGACAAGGACUUUGUGAAGGAUGAUUUCAUGGGUCGGGUUGUAUUUGAUCUGAAUGAGAUCCCAAAACGGGUUCCACCAGACAGUCCUUUGGCACCACAGUGGUACAGGCUGGAGGAUAGGAAGGGUGAUAAGCUCAAGGGAGAGUUGAUGUUGGCUGUUUGGUAUGGUACUCAAGCAGAUGAGGCAUUCCCUGAAGCAUGGCAUUCAGAUGCCGCUACUGUCAGUGGAACUGAUGGCCUUGCAAAUUUUAGGUCCAAAGUUUAUCUUUCUCCAAAGCUUUGGUAUUUGAGAGUUAACAUCAUUGAGGCUCAGGAUUUGCAGUUAGGUGACAAGGGUAGAUAUCCGGAUGUGUUUGUGAAGGCUACACUGGGAAACCAGGCUUUGAGAACCAGGAUUUCUCAAAGCAGGUCUCCGAAUCCAAUGUGGAAUGAAGAUUUGAUGUUUGUAGCAGCAGAGCCAUUUGAGGAGCCUUUGAUCCUUAGUGUGGAAGAUAGAGUUGCACCAAACAAGGAUGAAGUUUUGGGCAAAUGUGCAAUUCCCUUGCAGUACGUGGACAGGAGGUUUGAUCACAAACCUGUGAAUACCAGAUGGCAUAAUCUUGAGAAGCAUGUUAUUGUAGAAGGAGAAAAGAAGAAAGAGAUUAAGUUUGCCAGCAGGAUUCACGUCAGAAUCUGUUUGGAAGGCGGGUAUCAUGUUCUGGAUGAAUCCACUCACUACAGUAGUGAUCUUAGGCCAACUGCAAAACAGCUCUGGAAGUCCAGCAUAGGGGUUCUGGAAUUGGGAAUCCUAAAUGCACAGGGAUUAAUGCCUAUGAAGACCAAAGAUGGUCGGGGAACAACCGAUGCUUAUUGUGUGGCAAAGUACGGACAGAAGUGGGUUCGAACCAGGACAAUCAUAGAUAGCUUUACACCCAAGUGGAAUGAACAGUAUACUUGGGAGGUUUUUGAUCCUUGUACCGUCAUAACUAUUGGGGUAUUUGAUAACUGUCACUUGCAUGGGGGAGACAAGGCUGGAGGGGCAAAGGAUUCAAGGAUUGGAAAGGUGAGGGUUCGACUAUCAACUCUUGAGACAGAUCGGGUUUAUACACACUCAUAUCCACUGCUAGUGCUACACCCGAAUGGCGUGAAGAAAAUGGGUGAAAUUCAUUUGGCUGUGAGGUUUACUUGCUCUUCAUUGCUUAAUAUGAUGCACAUGUACUCACAACCUCUUUUGCCAAAAAUGCACUAUCUUCAUCCAUUAACAGUUAGCCAGCUCGAUAGCUUGAGGCACCAGGCUACUCAGAUUGUCUCAAUGAGACUGAGCCGGGCUGAGCCACCAUUGAGGAAAAAGGUUGUUGAAUAUAUGCUGGAUGUGGAUUCUCACAUGUGGAAUAAGCUCACAAACAUGGCUACCUUCUUUCUUAUUAUGAAUGUUCUGAGUGCAUAAGUUGCAGAAGGAAGAUGACUUGACGAGACUUGCAAUUGUUACCCUCCCGUCAUCACGUCACUGAUUCGCCUAUUGUUUAUAAUAUUGGUCCUUUAUGCUGAUCUCAUCUUACCUACGAUAUUCCUCUACCUCUUCUUGAUUGGAGUUUGGUAUUAUAGGUGGAGACCCAUACAUCCUCCUCACAUGGACACUCGUCUCUCCCAUGCUGAUUCUGUACAUGUUGAUGAACUGGAUGAAGAAUUCGAUACCUUCCCAACUUCUAGGCCUGCUGAUAUUGUGAGGAUGAGGUAUGAUCGGUUGAGGAGCAUUGCUGGGAGGAUUCAGACUGUAGUUGGUGAUUUGGCCACUCAAGGGGAGAGGUUGCAAUCGUUGCUAAGUUGGCGUGACCCAAGGGCAACAGCUCUUUUUGUGAUUUUCUGCCUGGUUGCUGCAGUUGUUCUUUAUGUUACACCUUUCCAGGUUGUGGCCCUUAUCACUGGGUUUUAUGUGUUGAGACAUCCUAGAUUCCGUCAUAAGCUUCCUUCAGUCCCCCUGAAUUUCUUCAGAAGGUUGCCCGCAAGAACGGAUUGCAUGCUAUAAGUGGAACCUAUUCUAUCUGUGUAAUUACUCUCGAGCGGAAUGACCUUGGAUGUUCGUGUCUUUUUAAUCUGAUCUAAGAAGACGCCAAAAGAAAUGGAGCUCGUUCGAUUUGUUUUAUAAGCGGCUGAUCUUUGGUGCUGGUGUGAUGCUGUGUUACAACUGUAACCUUUGCCUGAAGGUAGUAGAUUUUGUGGAUUUUCUUUUAAUUAAUGGUUUAUAGGAUUUCUAUUUCAAAACUUGAGUUUAUUGUAAUCAAUCUUAUCUCCGUUUGUAAUUUUGUAGGGUGUGAUCGGAUUUAAACUUUUUACUAAAAACCAUGUAAUGUUUAAUUAUAUAAUCUAGUAGAUCUUUCCUAGUGGGAAUUUGGUCCCCCAACCUUUCGAACA
This is a messenger RNA of Carica papaya (papaya), 3746 nucleotides long. NCBI's taxonomy places the organism in Eukaryota, Viridiplantae, Streptophyta, Magnoliopsida, Brassicales, Caricaceae. The record is from RefSeq and is a predicted model, not a curated record.